Molecule: messenger RNA, 1177 nt
Organism: Sabethes cyaneus
Lineage: Eukaryota; Metazoa; Arthropoda; Insecta; Diptera; Culicidae
Product: glutathione S-transferase theta-2-like
Exons: 2
Coding region: 261-944 (227 amino acids)
Biological process (GO): glutathione metabolic process
Cellular component (GO): cytoplasm
Molecular function (GO): glutathione transferase activity
Source: RefSeq, a predicted model, not a curated record
UGAGUUUGAAGUUGCGCUUCAAGCGAACGCACGAUACGAUUGGGUUUCUGUUUUUCUUUCCAACUGUCUUCCCACAAAGUGUAACACUGUAAGUGACUACGUGACUAUUGGGAGCAAUUUGAAUUCUUCAAAAAAAAAAAAGGCGGUGGUGUGAACAAGUGAGAAAAAACAACAAAGAUUUUUCCCAAAAAGUUUCCGAAGCAGUUUGUUUUUCGAAAUUUAAAUUUUUACUAAAAAAGCGAAGAUACUCGAACACAAUCAUGCCCAGACCGGUUAAAUUGUUUUACGAUCUGCUGUCGACACACUCGCGGGCUCUGUAUAUGUUCUUCGAGGCCACCAAGAUUCCGUACGAUCCGAUACCAGUUUGUACCACCAAAGGCGAACACCGAUCGGACGAGUACAAGGAAUGCAUCGGCCGGUUCCAGCAGGUGCCCAGCAUCAUCGACGAUGGUUUCAAACUGUCGAAUGGCGUCACCAUUCUGAAGUAUCUGAUUCGCGAGAAGUUGAUUCCCGAACACUGGUACCCUCGGGACAGUAAACUGCGCGCCCGCAUCGAUGAGUACCUCGAAUGGCAGCAAGACAGCGGUUCGAAGGUGUUCAACGCUUUCGUGCAGGAAAAAUGGAACCUGGGCCUGCGGGACGCACGGUCGUCGCAGCAGAAGGCCGAAGAAUACCGCCAGCAGGUCGAUCAAACACUGAAUCAACUGGAGCAGAACUGGAUCCAGCCGGGUCGGUUCAUCAUUGGCGAUCGGAUUACGAUUGCGGACAUUCUGGCUGCUUGCGAAGUCGAGCAGCCCAAGCUUGUCGGCAUGGAUCCGUUCGAGGGACGGCCAAAGCUCUCGGCAUGGCUGGAGAAGGUACGCUACACGAUGACGCCCUACUAUCAGGAGGCACAUCAGGAUUUCUACAAGUUUAGCGAAAAGAUGGCGCUCAGACAAAACUGAAAACGAGCAGACAGGGACUGGCAGCCCUCAAACUCGCAGGAAUCCAUUAAAACAUGGUGUGUGUUGUGUAAUUCUAGAAUGUUAGUCUUAUAGAUGUAUUAUAUACAUUUGAUAUGAAUAUUAUUGUAGAUAUUAGUAUGUACCAGUUAAGUUUCUAGUUUCUAAGUGGUUUUACAACAAGUCAAUAAAAUGGAAAGUAUUUAUCCAUAUUCAUUCGUUCAAUCUGUUUGCUU